Molecule: messenger RNA, 669 nt
Organism: Salarias fasciatus (jewelled blenny)
Lineage: Eukaryota; Metazoa; Chordata; Actinopteri; Blenniiformes; Blenniidae
Product: GTPase IMAP family member 4-like
Molecular function (GO): GTP binding
Source: RefSeq, a predicted model, not a curated record
AUGCAGAGACCAGAGCCACUCAGAAUAGUUCUUCUGGGAAAGACUGGCCAUGGAAAGAGCUCCACAGGAAACACCAUCAUCGGAAAGAACCUGUUUAACGCUCAAGUUCUUCCUUCAGUCACCAAAUGCUGUCAGAAAGCAGUGGGUGAAGUGGACGGUCGUGCUGUCCACGUGGUCGACACUCCUGGACUGUUUGAUAACAAUUUGUCCCAUGAUGAGGUUCAGGAGGAGCUGCUGAAAUGUAUCAGUCUUCUGGCUCCAGGACCACACGUCUUCUUACUGGUGUUUCAAAUCGGACGGUUUACUUUGGAGGACAAGAAGACCCUGAAACUCAUAAAGGAUGCAUUCAGGAACAAGUCAGAGAAGUUCACCAUCAUUCUUUUCACCAGAGGAGAUUUACUGAAAGAUGAAGGAGGGACAAUUGAACAGUACAUCAGUGAAAGUGGUGACUAUUUUAAGAGGCUCGUCUCUGAGUGUGGAGGAAUACAUGUGUUUGAUAACUCAGACAGACAAAAUCAGCAGGUCAGAGAGCUGAUAGCAAAGAUCAACGCCAUGGUGGAGAAAAAUGGAUGUGACUGCUUCACCAACGAGAAGCUGAUAGAAGCUGAGGCACUCAGGCAAAGAAAUGGAAAAGAUUCUGAAGGAGAAGCAAGAAGAGAUGAAAAAUGA